Molecule: messenger RNA, 879 nt
Organism: Drepanopeziza brunnea f. sp. 'multigermtubi' MB_m1
Lineage: Eukaryota; Fungi; Ascomycota; Leotiomycetes; Helotiales; Drepanopezizaceae
Biological process (GO): DNA recombination
Source: RefSeq, a predicted model, not a curated record
AUGUCCACCCCGGCAGCUAAGCGGCGCAGAAUCGACGUCGCCUCCCAAACCCUUUCCAAACCCUUUCGCUCUCCCUUCAAGACGCCCUUCAAGUCCCCCGCGAAAGACGACGCAUCUCAAGACACCACCAAUACACGGGCUCCGGCUAGAGCUUCAGCUCAAAGCAGCACACCGCUCGCCCUCAAGAGCAGCAACUCCCUGCUUUCGAACCCAGCAAAGACUCCAAGCCUGCCACCUCCAUCGGCAAACCCAAGCCGCGGACCCCGCAGCAAGAAGACAUUCACGUCGCCCGUCGCCGCAGCUGCGCUCAAUGCCGACCCAGAUAUUGCUCAGAUGCUGCGUGCGCAGCGAGAGCUGGAGAAGCAGCUAAAGGAGGUCAAGGAGGCGUUGGAAACUGCGGAGCAGGCACGGAAGAUUGAAGCGGAGAGCGAGAAGAAGGAUCCAGAGGGUGAGAUUGAUGCGGAGCUGGUGGAAUUGAUUGAGAAGUGGAAGGGGGCUAGUCGCUUGGCUGCCGAGGAGCUGUUUGGAAAAGUGAGGGAUAGGGUUAACAGGAUGGGUGGUCCACGAGCCUGGAAAGAGAUGCAGAAGAAGCAGGCGGAGCAUCAGAACUCGUGGGACCAGGAAGAACCAGCUAAGAACAACGAUUCCGAUGAUGGCGACGACGGUGAGAAGAAGAAUGUGGAGAAGAGGGAUAUCUAUGCUGAGUACAGCAUCGAUCCGGAGACGGAGAACGAGAAGUCGCAGCGUGUUAAGGGUCUUGGCGAUACUGGAGAGCUUCCCGGCCAAGAGGACGAAUUCACUAUGGCUAUGAUGUUGAGGACAUUGAACGUUAACCUGGACAUCAUUGGCUACGACAGAGAGGAGCAGAGAUGGAUCUAG